CCCGAGGGUUCACCUUGUGGGAAAGAUCGAAUCCAGGUUAGGGCAGUUGGUCCCUUCCAGUGGACUCACCCCCUGCAGGAAGGUUCAGGGGGGUUGGUACGGUGCAGUGGGAUUUGGGUGGUGGUUAUAGAGACUGAUGCCCCCAUGACCUGGUAACAGAUAAGCAGGUGAAAAUGGAUGGAUGGAUGGAUGGAUGGAUGGAUGGUGUCUGAAACACAGAUAUGUUUUUAUCACAUACAUAAAUAUAUGACAUACUUAAAAAAAUUGACAGCAUUGCUUGUAUUGUUUUAGUUGAUGGUGCAUUUAUUUCUUUUUUGAUGAUGGAUUUUACUUUUGUUUGAGUUGCAGAGAAUUCGUUUUUCCAAAAAUGUUAUCAGUUCCAGUUAUUAGCAGAAUAAAAACCAAUAAAAUAGUUUAAGCCUCAGUUUAAGAUGUUUUUUAUUGGCACUUUUGAUGGGCAUCUCCGUAUUCAUAGUCACCCGGUUGGAAUAAGUGUGUAUAGACUGUAUAGACUGUAUAGACUGUUUACGUACAAAUAAGUAAAGACAUAUUUUUUAAAUUGAAUUAGUGAUUAUUUUACUGCUAACAACUUUGAGGGUUAUUUCUGUGACUGUUGUUUAUACGCAGUUAAAGCAGCACGGAACGCACACACAAACACACACUUUGUUCAUUCAAGAAAUAGUCACUUCGAACGCAACUGGACAGAGUAGGUUGUUUUUUUGUUGUUGUUGUUGUUUUUUUUAAAUUUGUUUCACCUCUCAUCCAAGAGGUUUCUUCAGUUCACUUUGCGGUAUUAUUUUUGGCUACGUGCACACUCCCUCUUUUGUUAUGUUGAAGUGUUGAAGUGGAGAAACUGCAUUCCGUUCCAUUAUAGUGUGCCAGUGUUUUCCUGUAACACCACACAAUUAUUGAUGUGACAGCUUCCUUCUGUGUCUGUGGAUCAGGGCAGGACUGAUACAGACUGGAUGGAGUCAUGUGACUCUUCACUCAUAUCUGCCCAGACUUCAGCUCAUUAUACGUUAUAGGUGUUUACAGUAGGAACUCCUGUUUAAUGACUGUGUCAAAAGAACAGUCCUGACUACAGACACUGUACGGUCAUCAUGCAACGAUCAAUGACUGUAUAUAUAAAUGAUCAAUAAGUUCAUAAACCAAUAUUCACUUCAUUUCAGAUGUGUCUAAAUGACCUUUGUAGUCAACCAGGUGUUAUUAUGCAACGUGAAAUUUAGUGUCUAACUACUGGGUGGACUCUCCGACUAAUUAUUGCUAAUUACAGACUGAUUAUUAUGAAAUUAAAAAAAAAAAGUACAACACCAGGAGUCUUCACACUUCUGGGUAAACUCACAACCUGGUGUAAACUGGAAAUCUCAGAAAUGUAGCAAGGUUGACUUGCAGUCAGGGCUAGAUUAUGAAAUAUGUCUCAUUUGAUGGUUUGAUGGUUGAGGGGGAAAAAUCACUAGUAAAAGUUAAAAAAAAAAGUAAAAUUCAAAGACAGUAUUUUUCCUACACAAAUGUUUUAAAUGUUAAAUCCUUUUAAAUCAAUCAAUCAAUUUUUAUGUAUAGAGACACAGUUAAAUAUAAAAAGAUAAAACAGUGGUAAACACCCCCUGCUCUUAUAGACCCUCGCAUCAGAUGAGGAACAACCUCCCAAGAAAAACCUCUAGUGGGGUAAAAAACAGGAAGAAACCUCAGGGAGGGAGACAGAGGAGGGGAUCUUCACCCAGGACGGGCAGGUGGGCAGUAGCAAAAACAAUCUACAGACAUUAUUUACAGUUCCACUUUCAAUAUACAGACACAGAUAAUAGCAGCAAAGGUGGAGGCGGGAGUAUGGAGGGGGUCCUGAUCCAGUACAGCAUCCAUGGGGUCUAGGAGGGGAGGAAGCACACAGAGACUCCGAGGACCCUCGUGGUGAUGUUUGACUACAUGGUGAUGUUAAACGGAAGGUGAAACAUUUCUAAUUCUCCAAUUUUGGUUCUCUUCACAGGGAUAAGAUGUUCACCUCAAUCCUGCUGUUGCUCGUCCGCAUCCCCUUCAUCUAUGGGACGUUUGUGGUAAAUGUCUCACAGAGCUCCUAUGAGGUGGAGGAAAACAGCAACGUGACUCUAGAGUGGAGGUUCCCACCAGACACCGUCAGCUCUACUCAUGGCCUUUUCAUCCUUUGUGCCAUGAUCAGUGGCACUGGAGAUAGGAAAGGGAAAACCCUGUAUCAACUCUACGCAGGAGUCGAGGAGCUGGAGUCUCAGGACCAGCAGUUCUUGGGACGUGUCCAGUGUGAAACCGGUGUCCUGCUUGAGGGACUGAUGAGGCUUCAUUUGUCCGGAGUCAGAACACAGGACUCGGGCUUGUACCACUGUGAGGUCAACACCCACACUGAUGGGGACCACGCCCAGUGUCAAGUCAAAGUCAAAGCCAGUGACGUGGCAGCAAACCCUGCACCCACUCCUGAGGAUCCCACUCUGGAUUUUGGACCAGACUGUGUGAGGAGGAUUGGCCUGUACCUCUCAGUACUGAUAGCAGUUAUCAUAGUUACAGUAACAUUAGUGCUGCUGUGCCUGUACUGCUGCUGCUGCUGCUGCUCCUACCAACAAAACACUGACAAAUGUACCACAGACUCAGAACGAUAUCUGACCCAUUCUGAACUCAUUUCUAAACUCCAUUUCCCAGAGAAAACAUCCUCCUUCUUUUCUGACAUACAUCUUCUCUCAAAUACAAUCUGUCCUUUGAGCUCACACACCCCAACACCUUUAUUGCUGAUAAAUGUCAAGAGAAAUGAUGGAAGAAGGAUAAGGGGUAUUUGAGAGACUUGUAAUCAUCUGUAGGGAGAUUGAAGUAUUUAUUUCAUAUUGAAAGAACAUAGGUCAGUCCACUGGAAGAUACCAACCCUCCUAACUGGGAUUCUAACUUGCCCAGGAGGUGAACCCUGGGGUUCUACACCAGUGACACAGACAUGGCCUCUGGGCCAAAGCGCCACAAUGCGCAUACAGUACAUAUACAUAACCAUAUAUACAUAACCAUAUAUAUACACCUGCCCAUUCAUACCUACCUACUGUGCUACCAGACACCUCCCUCAUCCAUGUACCUCUUGACAGUAAUGUAUCUCUUUUUAAACUGACUCAUGUUUGGACAGUGCUUCAGCUCCAUGGUAAAGCUGUCCCAUAGUCUCACCUCACUAACUGAGACACAAAAACCCUUCCUUGUUGUGAGAAUUACAGUUAAAUUAAAGUUUAUUUUCCCCUUUAGGUUAUAACUCCCCUCAUGAAUACUGAAUGAUUUCUGGAGGCUUAUUGGCAACAGACUGUUCUCAGCUGGUGGUGUUUGAUAAUUCACAAGGUCUGGAAAUGUUAGUAAUCUGGUCUGAAGAAAUGGAUGAAUUUGUGUGUUCCUGGUAGCCGACAUUGUAGGUACUGGUACUGAUAAUCUGGGUCAGCACUGCUCUAGAACCAUGACCCUCAUCUGCUCUGGGUCUUCCCCCUGUGAGUGGACUCAGGACCCGUUUCAGUGAUUGUUCUGAAGUCUCAGAAAGGAGGGAUCGGGUCCAGAGUCACUUCCUUUCUCUUCUGUAUGUUUUAACUCUAACUUUAUAUUACUAUGAAACAUGUAUUUGCACUAAUUGAAAUGUGAGCUGUGUUUGAAAGAGAAGGGACAUCAAAACAAUAAACAAAAAUGGAGAUGUUUUA
Cynoglossus semilaevis (tongue sole) is the source of this 3674-nucleotide messenger RNA. RefSeq lists its product as uncharacterized. NCBI's taxonomy places the organism in Eukaryota, Metazoa, Chordata, Actinopteri, Pleuronectiformes, Cynoglossidae. The coding region runs from base 1989 to 2795 and encodes 268 amino acids. Gene Ontology annotation, biological process: positive regulation of T cell proliferation; immune response; negative regulation of T cell proliferation. Gene Ontology annotation, cellular component: external side of plasma membrane. The record is from RefSeq and is a predicted model, not a curated record. The transcript has 3 exons.